Messenger RNA from Aspergillus tanneri, 915 nucleotides. RefSeq lists its product as uncharacterized. The transcript has a single exon. Lineage: Eukaryota; Fungi; Ascomycota; Eurotiomycetes; Eurotiales; Aspergillaceae. Bases 1 to 915 code for a protein of 304 amino acids. The record is from RefSeq and is a predicted model, not a curated record.
AUGGCUGGAACCGGCCAUACGCAGCGUAAUCAAUAUCCUUCUCUUCGCAGCCAUCUCGCACAUGCUGGUGCUGCCAGAACUAGUUCAACAAUACCAACCCCUCUGCUCUAUAGAAGCGAUAUCAAAUUUAUACCCAGCGAGCUGCAUCCCCCCCUUUACCCAUCGCCCGUUCAGCAGCAAGUCGCCGCACGACGGUCAACCUCGGUCCUGUCGUCGCAGACGCGCCUAGAGACGCUACUUAAUGCGACACUGCAUGAGAUGGCGCCGCUGAACGGAUCGCUGAAACAAAGCGAAUCACACCUACGAGACAUUCAGACGGGACUCCUACAAGCCCAUCCUGGUCGCCCGCGACACGAAUUGGACCUGGAAUUCGACGGCUGCUGGCAAGCUACGCGCGCCGCCACCAAGAAGUUCGACUCGCUCAGGGCUGACAUCCGCUCUGCACUCGACAAUCUGAUCGCUACCAGCAGCGGCAGCGGCGGUGGCGGGGUAAAAACCAUCGCCGACCCCAAUGUCCGUGAUGCGCGGCUUUCGACGCAGAUGUCCAGGCGGGAACAUUAUCUCGAGCAGUUGACGGCACGCAUGCAGUCCAAGGCGGACUCACUCUCGAGUGACCUCGCCACGCUCGAAGAUCACUUGCAAUCCAUCGGGGAUAUUGUCGCGAGACAGAACCCACCCACGUCGGCGUCCGUGUCCCAGCCGUCAAAUCAGGUCCAAAAUCUCAUCGAGUCGAUCCUCCCUGAGAAACUGCCCUGGUUUUUGCGUCGCGCUCGCCAAGAAAACGCUCGCCCGUGCUCAGAUCCCCCAAUAACGAGCCACUUCCAGGUCGCUGCCAGCGAACAUCAUGCCGUAGCGGAGGUGGUCCGAAACCUGUCUCACCGGCUGCAAGCGCUGCAAAGGAGAAAACCCCUUUGA